Molecule: messenger RNA, 1878 nt
Organism: Orycteropus afer afer
Lineage: Eukaryota; Metazoa; Chordata; Mammalia; Tubulidentata; Orycteropodidae
Source: RefSeq, a predicted model, not a curated record
AUGGAGGAUUCAGGCAUCCAGCGAGGCAUCUGGGAUGGAGAUGCCAAGGUUGUCCAACAAUGUCUGACAGAUAUUUUUACCAGCGUUUAUACCACCUGCGACAUCCCUGAAAACGCUAUAUUUGGCCCUUGCGUCCUGAGCCACACUUCCCUGUACGACAGCAUAGCUUUCAUAGCUCUUAAGUCUACAGACAAGAGAACAGUUCCUUAUAUCUUCCGGGUGGACACCUCAGCGGCAAACGGUUCCUCAGAAGGUCUUAUGUGGCUACGUCUGGUCCAAUCAGCCAGAGAUAAAGAAGAACAGAAUCUUGAAGCCUAUAUAAAAAACGGACAGCUAUUUUACCGCUCCCUCCGCAGGAUUGCUAAAGACGAAGAGUUACUUGUUUGGUACGGGAAAGAACUGACUGAAUUACUCUUGCUCUGCCCCUCUAGAGCACACAACAAAAUGAAUGGGUCGUCCCCUUACACAUGCCUGGAAUGCAGCCAGCGUUUCCAGUUUGAGUUCCCCUAUGUGGCGCAUCUGCGCUUCCGCUGUCCCAAGAGACUGCAUAGCGCUGAUCUGAGUCCCCAAGAAGAACAAGGCGGCGGCGUGGGCACCAAGGACCACGGGGGUGGCGGCGGAGGCAAAGACCACCAGCAGCAGCAACAGGAGACACCCUUGGGCCCGGGCCCCAAGUUUUGCAAAGCCGGUCCCAUCCACCACUACCCGGUACCCUCCCCUGAGAGCAGCAACCCGCCGGCAGCCGGAGGCGGCGGCGGCACUGCAAAGCCAUCCACGGACUUCCACAACCUGGCUCGGGAGCUGGAAAACUCCCGGGGAGGCAGCAGCUGCUCCCCAGCCCGGAGCCUCAGCAGCGCCAAUAGCAGCGGCGGCCACCAGGAGGCAGAGCGGAGUCCCGACGGCAACGCCACGGGCGGCAGCAAAGGGAAGAGGAAGUUCCCGGAGGAGGCAGCGGAGGGUGGUGGCGUGGGGCUAGUGGGCGGCCGGGGCCGCUUCGUCGAACGACCUCCACCGGCCUCCAAGGAAGACCUGGUGUGCACACCGCAGCAGUACCGCGCCUCGGGCAGCUACUUCGGCCUGGAAGAGAACGGCCGCCUCUUCGCUCCGCCCAGCCCCGAGACAGGCGAGGCCAAGCGCAGCGCCUUCGUGGAGGUGAAGAAGGCGGCCCGCGCGGCUGGCCUCCGACUGGAGGGCGGCAGCCCGGCGCGGGGCAGCGCCUUCACCUCUUUGCCACAGCUGGGCGGUGCGGGCUGCAACAGUGCGGGCGGCAGCGCUAGCAGCGGGGCCGCGGGCGGCGGGCAGGGCGCCGCGUCAGACGAGCGCAAAAGCGCCUUCUCACAGCCGGCGCGCUCCUUUUCGCAGCUGUCCCCGCUGGUGCUGGGCCAGAAGCUGGGCGCGCUUGAGACGUGCCAUCCGGGCGACGGCGUGGGCCCUACCCGACUCUAUCCCGCCACCGCUGACCCUCUAUCAGUGAAGCUGCAGGGGGCCGCGGACCUGAACGGGGGCUGCGCGGCCCUGCCGAACGCCGGCGGCGGCCUGCCCAAGCAGAGUCCCUUCCUCUACGCCACCGCCUUCUGGCCCAAGAGUUCUGCGGCGGCCGCUGGGCCCCUGCAGCUGCAGCUGCCUUCGGCGCUCACGCUUCUGCCUCCUUCCUUCACCUCCCUGUGUCUACCGGCGCAGAACUGGUGCGCCAAGUGCAACGCCUCCUUCCGCAUGACCUCCGACCUGGUGUACCACAUGAGGUCGCACCAUAAGAAAGAGUACGCAAUGGAGCCCUUGGUGAAACGACGGCGGGAGGAGAAACUCAAGUGCCCCAUUUGCAACGAGUCCUUCAGGGAGCGCCACCAUCUCUCCAGGCACAUGACCUCGCAUAACUGA